ACGGACAUGACUUGCUGGGUUCGUUUACCUGCGUGACCUCGGAGGAGGGUCCGGCAACAAAAACAUUUACCUUUCUCUCUGCCUUUCAGAGGCCGGAAUGUGGAGGAAGUAUCGGGAGAGGGGGAGGGACAACGAACGGACAUGACUUGCCAACAAACCCCCUCCCCUCCCAAAAGUUACCACGGAACCCGACUCGUUUUUUCUCUAUUUCACAUGCCGAAGAGAGGCAGGGGGGUAUCACGUCACGCGCGCCUCUCCGGUCGCCAGCAGCAGCAUGAAACCCGUGGGACACGCACACACGUUGGCAUAUAUAUAUAUAUGUAUGUAUACACAUAUAUACGACGGGAUUGCGGCAGCAGAACGGUCGUCGACAAUGACGGGCUAUUGCCGCGCGUAGGUCCGAACAUGUCCAGCCGGCGAGCUCAGGGGGGGGGGAUGCCCUCGUCAAACCCAGCCCAUUGGUGCGGAGACGUCGCCGAGCGCCGCCUCCCCGGCAAGCGUUCCCGGCGAGAGUACAGAUACACAGGUUCCAAGGACGACGACCCGCGGGCGGAGGGCGCUUUUGUCGCGUGGCUUCCGAGGCGCCUUGGGGCGGCACGCCGACCGACCCUCCGCGGAACCGCCCACUCAACAAGGCUACCCGGCCUCGACGAGGGCGAGGUGAUGGUGCUCGGGAGCCGCUGGGAUCAUCCUGUGUCGCCAAAAGCAGAAAGACGACCCCUCCCCUCCCCUCCCCAAGCUAUUCUCUUGUUCCCAAAUGCCGAAGGAUCCCGCGGCCAGCGGAUCGCCCAGGGCAGCAUCACAUCUCGCCAAGGGGGAAACGAUGCUUUGGCGACGUUGAUGCCCCUCCCGGGGUUCCAAACCAGCUCGGGGCCCUCCGAGGAUCCUCGCCCCCGGCGUCGUAUCGACCUCCGGCAUCACAGACCGGAGCCAUCCAAACCUUCGCUUGAACCGUCCCCUUUGACCUUGUCAGUAAGAAACGUUCAACCCUCCUUUUCUCUCUCGCAAAAAAAAAAAACAAAAAAAAAACCCCCCCACAAAAUGCCCAAAGACCGUCAUCCCUUCAUCUCACGCUGCACUUGCAGUCCCACGGAGGCCCUCCCCAAAUCCGCGUCAACCUUCUAGCCGAUAUGCCAGAAACCAGUCGGCGUCUGGCGUCAAGAAGGCCCCGCACCGGCGGGAUUGUAUACCCGAAGACGGGAUUGCGUCUUACGAGGGCUUCUAGACCGCGAGUGCUG
This is a messenger RNA of Colletotrichum navitas, 1238 nucleotides long. RefSeq lists its product as uncharacterized. The coding region runs from base 142 to 1125 and encodes 327 amino acids. Lineage: Eukaryota; Fungi; Ascomycota; Sordariomycetes; Glomerellales; Glomerellaceae. The record is from RefSeq and is a predicted model, not a curated record. The transcript is spliced from 2 exons.